AUGGCUCCUGCCUUCGCGAUUUCGAUGUUCGGUAUCCUUGCCACUGCUGCCGGUCAGGGAUUGGGCGCCUCUCCACUGACCCUGCCUGCCUUGGCUCCUCUGCCGCAUGCGCUGAACACCUCGGGAUCCUUGAGUCAAGCCAGCACAUGGCGAGAUGGGCUGGAGAGGAGCAGAAGAUCGAUCGCCUGCAUGGAGAUCGGGCUCUUGGCGGUGCCUGUGGCGGGGACGGGGAUGGAAAGGUUCGCACCCACUGGUUCAAGUUGCAGUUGCCGCACAGCGGCCAGCUAUUUGUCCUGCAUCAACAGUUCCGUGACAAAGGCGAAGCUGCAAGCCUUAUGCGACACAGUGCGGGCAGGAUGUGAAUCUUUGCUCCUGGAUUGUGCAACGCAGACAUGUACGGAUCACCAGGAAGACACAGCAGCGGUUCUCUCCAAACCAACGUCCUUGACAGGCAUUCUGCUCGUCGUGGGUGUGUGUUUAAGUUGGCUGUUGUUCCAUCACAUUCAGAGGAACUGCCAGGACCGGGAGACAUGUUCGGCAUGUUUCCGGAUCAUGGAUUUUGCUGACCGUCACAACCUCCUCGUCUUCAUGGGUCGUGCUGGCAUUCAGCUGAUCGUCUUCACGUUCCUGUACAACAACGGCAGCAUCCAGAGCCUCCUAGUUCUUGCCUACAUCUUCUGUUGCCUAGGCACAGGCUUGCGACUGGUCUGGAUUCAUGCCGGCCGAGUGCUCUGCCAGACGGGCGAGUAUCCCACGACCUUGACCCCCGAGAAUGUGUACCAGAAUGUGCGGGAUCCGAGCAACAAGUUCUUCGUUAUGUUUGCAAUCCAGUUUGGGCUGUACGUACUUUUCAAUCACGGGAUCGUCGCUGCCAGUGGCGUUGAGCCAGCAUUUAAGAAAGCCUUGUGGUCCGACCCAUCUUCAGCGGACCUUUUCAACGAGCACUAUGCGCAGCUGAUCGCAUAUUUCGUUUUCGCAAGCCUCGCGUCGAUUGUGUACCAGCCUUUCGUGCACUCCUUCAUCAAGGACGAGCUGGAUUUCUGGUACCGGCUGAGGGAGAGUCAUGGCGACCAUGAAGCCUUUAGGUAA
Molecule: messenger RNA, 1089 nt
Organism: Symbiodinium natans
Lineage: Eukaryota; Dinophyceae; Suessiales; Symbiodiniaceae
Source: the annotation of a GenBank genome assembly